AUGAACGGCCUCCAGGAUAUCGAUGGGCUUUCCGAAUGCAUCGGUCGGGCCAUCCAGGACCAUCUUGCCAGAUUGAACAUCAAUAUCGCGUGGCCACAGCUCGACAACCUUGACCAUCCCAUCCUUCGCGUGGAAGCUUUCCUCGAAGAGGCCGAUGCGAACCAUGCAACAAGAGCGCAGUCCGAGAGGGUCGCAUCGAGAACCGUCGAUCUGGCGAGUAUGAGAACGCCGGCCCCCACACAAAGUCCAAUGCCGGUAGAUUCUAACGACUAUGAGGAGUCAUCGUCGAUGGACGAGUCUAAUCCCCGGGACGACCCGUGCCCAUCGGAACAACACUCCCGCGAUACCCGUAGAAAAGGUACUGGCGGUCUGAGGGUGUCGCAGAACCAGUCCUCUUUUCAAGAAGAUUUGACCGAGCACCAACGCCAAAUGCAGGUGGAUAGCCGAAGCUUUCCCAAGCGGAAAAAGGUAGCGUCUGAUAAGUUUGUCUUCCAGCCUUCCACUCUAGACAAGCUUAUCAUCGGAAUCUGGGAGCAAGUACACAGUACACUCAACCUCGACCCGAAAGCUAUAUUCGAACAGUUCCAGGUAUCGCCCAAUGGAUCCUCCAUGGGUGUGGUUCGACAAACGCAAACGGAAGAGCCAUCAGCAGCCAUUACCACUUCGAACACGAAAUCCGAAUCCUUCAGUCAGAUGAACGUUUUCUGUCGCAAGGUCACACAAGCGAGUCGUGUGUGCCGGUCAAUAGAAAUGAUUGUACAAGCUCGCUGGGUCGAGCUCUUUGAGGAGCAGGUACAAUAUCGGAGCCAAUCGAGGCCUGACCUGUCUACGACAAAGCACAGGAAAGCUGUGUUCAUGGAAGCGUGCCAGGACUUCGACUGGUCUGAGUAA
Molecule: messenger RNA, 891 nt
Organism: Alternaria arborescens
Lineage: Eukaryota; Fungi; Ascomycota; Dothideomycetes; Pleosporales; Pleosporaceae
Product: SET domain-containing protein
Exons: 3
Coding region: 1-891 (296 amino acids)
Source: RefSeq, a predicted model, not a curated record